AUGCGCUUGGAGGGGCGUGGCGCCGACAGGCCCACCUUCACCGCCGUGGUGUCCGUGUUGCAGGCGGACGGACGCUGGAGGCUGUCCCUGGGCAUCCUCGAAGAGAUGCAGGCCUCGCGUUUGGAGGCUGACAUCGCAACCUAUCGCGAGGCCAUCAAGACCCUCGAAGAGGAUACCUACUGGAGCAAAGCGCUCGACAUGAUCGAUGAGGUCCGAACGGUCCGUCUCCGGCCGGACCAGGAAACCAUCAGUGCUGCCAUGGAGGUCCUCCAAACGGCUCGCCAGACAGCCGGAGCACGGCGACUCGAGGAGGAGCUCUCCGUCCUGCGCCUGAAGGACCAGGACGUGGAGGGCAAGACCGAGGGACUCUCUGACAGGCACAGCCGGGGGAUUCUGCACGAGCCGGUGUUUGUCAAGGGGUCCCACUGA
Messenger RNA from Symbiodinium natans, 429 nucleotides. NCBI's taxonomy places the organism in Eukaryota, Dinophyceae, Suessiales, Symbiodiniaceae. The record is from the annotation of a GenBank genome assembly.